UAGGUCAGUGGAUAACGUUACUGUUUAGCGCAUCCAGGAUUUCGAGUUUCGACACACGUGUCUUGUAUCAACUUCAUUGAUUUGGGUCCUAAAAAUCGCACAAAUAUGAGCAAAAAUAAGAGAAAACGGCGAUUGAAGGAGGAGGAUUUUAAGAAGAAGAAGCUUAAAGUGGGAAAGAAACUGCCAAUGCCGGAUAAUGUGACCAGAACGAGUUUUAAGGCGAAAAACAUCAACAUUUCUCAACAGAAUCUCAACAAUGAUGGUGUACAGAGUGACACUAAUUUCAAAGGACAAAAGCUAAAAGAUCUGCUCAACUUGUGUUCUCAUUACAACACCCAAGCCAGGGAGGAUGCUUUGCUUGGCCUCAAGGACCUAUUUCAGAAACACCCUGGGAUCUUGAAAAGCAAUCUAAAUGCUGUGUUACAACGGAUUCUAAGCUUGACGACAGACAUUGAGAGUUCAGUCCGAAAAUCAUUUUUAGCAAUAAUCUCACUGGUCUUCAAGACACUGUCUGAGACGGAAAUUUUGCCAUUUUUCUCAAAUGUCAUGGCCUACCUUUGUUCCGCAAUGACGCAUCUUAACGAGAGCAUCCGCUUGGACUCACUGAAAUUCCUUGACCUUUGCCUCGAACAUUUUCCACAGUUGGUCAAAGCAAAUCCAAAGAAUAUAAUAAUGAAUUUUAUUAAUGUAAUAUCAGUGGAGAAGUCUAGUGUGGCAAAAAAAAGUUCAAUUCCUGUGAAGAUUGAGCUCAAGGCCAAGGUUACAUCACAAAAAGCACAAUUGGAAGUGCUAAGUAGAUUAAACCAUCUACUUUGUAUAAUUUUUGGCAAUCCUACAAAGGCAAGCAAUGGUGAUUGCAUCCAAAGCACAAACAACCAAGGUAGCGAAAAACUUGAUGACAUUAACCUUGGCAUUGCUAAGGACACAAGUCAAGUCACUCUUAGUAAUGUAAACCCAGUUCUCAUCUCAAAUUUUUCAAUGAAGAAAACCUCAUCCAAUUUUCAAUCUUGGACAAUGGAUGAGAAAUGGUUGACAGAGCUUAUUUCCUGUCUCUCACCAGUUUUGUUCGAAUACUGGGUGGAAUGUUGUCCAGCAGAGUUUACCAUGAAUUUGAUUCCAGUAACAAGGUCCUCUGUCCCUCUGAAAAUAAUGAAAGAAGUCCUGGAAAUCUUUGUAACAUUUGUUGAAAGUUUGAAGAGUAUCUUGGAUCAAAGUCGAUUCCAUGAGUUUUUGGGUAGUGAUUUGUUUUCGCACUUUAACAGCCACUUUAUGAAGGUGUUCCCACUUAGCUUUACCCUGCAGCAAUCUGGCAGAAAAUCAAAGGUUGACUUUGGCAAAAGCAUAACAGAUGUUGAGCUCAAUAUUCUAAUUGCUCGCUUGUUGUCCUUUCACAUUCCUCAGAUUAAAUUGGAUGUAAAGAGUCUUCCCAAAUGGGCCUCAGCAGUCCUUGCCUAUCUCUAUGAGAUACUGGCUUCAAAGUCAGUCACAAAGCAGCAGUCCAAAUUAUCAGCAAGCGAUAUCAAAUCACUUUCUGAGCUUGCCCAAAUGUUCUUGCUGAAUUUGCCGGAACGUUUUGAGAAUGAAAAAGUCUGUCUACUUGAGAGCAUGUUUCAAUUGUACGAGAGUUGCCGUGUGUCAUCAAGUGCCAAAAUGCUCUUGUUGGAAUUCCUAGCAGAGGUCAUGGCUGGGACAAGAAACCAAACAGAAUCUAUGAAAGCCAUACUCGAUGAAUGGCUAAAGUCGUUACUAAAAAUUGUGAAUAUGGAAAUUAGUGAAGAUAUGAAGUACAUACUAUUUUCUGUUUGCAAAACUGGAAUCUUACAAGGAUUUCCACAUCUCACAAAUGCUAUGGUUGAAGCAUCUCCUGUAAUUUUUAAUGUUGAGAACUUCUCAAAGUUGACUGCCCAAGUUCAAAAGCUUGUUAUUGAGAUUUUAUAUCAUAUUGGAACAAUUCCAUCUCAAGAACUAUUUAAAACUCUGGCCAGGUUAUGUGCAUCCAACUGCAUGUCAUUACAAGUUUUCAAGUAUCUCUUGUUUGUUGUACAUCAAUUGGUUCAUUCAACACAAAAUGACUCUUUGGUAUCAGAUCUAAGCGACUAUCUAAGCUUUAUAUUGUCAAUUGCAAUUGGUCAUACUCAAGAAAAGCUUGAGCAUAUUCAAUCACUUGGAAAAGGACAGCCUAAUUGCUAUAAUUAUAAAGAAAUCAACGGGUCGUAUACAGUUAUUGCUCAGUUUGAAGGAGAGGAUGGUAGUCCUCAAGUUACACAGGAAAGAUGGAAACAUGUUACGAUUGUGAUUGAACUUAUUUGGAAAUUUGUAGCUCAGUCUGAUUACUCUACGAAAUUCCUCAAUGUGCUUGAAUCUCCACUAUGUAUGCUGUUUCAGAAGUAUCAGACUUUGCCUUUAGAAGUGGUUUAUCGUCUACUUUAUCUCGUCAAGAUCCUUGUGCGUUUGUCAGAAGGAGAAACAGAUUGUAACAAACUUUUAACAUUCAUUUCAACAUGGUGUGCAGUAUUAUGGCAUUUUUCCCUGAACAUUUUGAAUGAGUUUGGAACGGUGCCAUUCAUUCACGAUGUAACUAACUCCCUAAAAACUGUAACUAUUGAGCUAUGUAAGUCUGAAAGCAUCCUCAAGCAGAUGCUAGGUUUGUUUAUUCCAUCUACAAUGCCUGGUCAUAAUCCUCAGUUGGCUUCUCAGGUCCUAACAGAUGUACUUAAAGAAGCCAGGGGGAACUUGAUGGAAGUACACAUGUCCACGCUUGAAGAUUUAUAUAAAAACCUUGAGGGGGCAUUGACGAUAGAUCAGCUGAACAGUCAAGUGUUCGCAGACUUCAAGUAUCAAUAUCAAAUUUCUACAAGAUGUUUUAUGGUAUGUGAUUAAAUGUGUGCUAAACACCAAUUGUGUUAUGCAUUUUAAGUCAUACAUAGUGUUGGUAUUGAAAUAAUUUGACCUGAUGAGUAUUUAGCAAAUGAAAACCCAUCGACAGUAUGUAAAUUUAACAGGUCCUGGAUAAAUAAAAUAGUUUGUUUAAAGAAAAUGUUCAACUUAUUGAUUAUUGGUUACUGAGUAUUGUCAAGUUACAAUAAAAAACAUGAAAAGCAAGCUAAACAUAUUCUGUAUUUGUUAUCUUAUUUCUGCCUUU
Dendronephthya gigantea is the source of this 3142-nucleotide messenger RNA. Its product is annotated as testis-expressed protein 10-like. The record is from RefSeq and is a predicted model, not a curated record. Lineage: Eukaryota; Metazoa; Cnidaria; Anthozoa; Malacalcyonacea; Nephtheidae. Gene Ontology annotation, cellular component: nucleus. The coding region runs from base 106 to 2880 and encodes 924 amino acids. The transcript has 2 exons.